AUGGUGGUUGAACUCGGAGAGGAGCGAGUCGACCUAGGAGGUGAGGUCGGAUGGGUUGUAGUGAACUGCGUUAGAGGCGAGCUGGGAGAGGUCAUUGGGGGAGCUGACCAUGACGGUCUUGAGGCACUCGAGGGGCUGAGUGACAUGUAG
This is a messenger RNA of Prunus armeniaca (apricot), 150 nucleotides long. NCBI's taxonomy places the organism in Eukaryota, Viridiplantae, Streptophyta, Magnoliopsida, Rosales, Rosaceae. The record is from the annotation of a GenBank genome assembly.